This is a messenger RNA of Xenopus tropicalis (tropical clawed frog), 2140 nucleotides long. RefSeq names its product interferon regulatory factor 4 (gene irf4). The record is from RefSeq and is a predicted model, not a curated record. Gene Ontology annotation, molecular function: DNA binding; RNA polymerase II transcription regulatory region sequence-specific DNA binding; DNA-binding transcription activator activity, RNA polymerase II-specific. Gene Ontology annotation, biological process: negative regulation of transcription by RNA polymerase II; DNA-templated transcription; positive regulation of transcription by RNA polymerase II. Bases 99 to 1430 code for a protein of 443 amino acids. Gene Ontology annotation, cellular component: chromatin; nucleus. NCBI's taxonomy places the organism in Eukaryota, Metazoa, Chordata, Amphibia, Anura, Pipidae. The transcript is spliced from 8 exons.
GCUGAUCAUACAAUAAAGAAAGCAUAUUUUUUCCUUGUUUCCUUUUUUUGUUUUUCUUUAUUGUUCCUAGCGCUGAAACAAAGGUCAUUUGGCACGGUAUGCACCAAGACGGAGACUGUGGAAUGACACCACUUAGUUGUGGAAACGGAAAGCUAAGGCAGUGGUUGAUUGACCAAAUUGACAGUGGAAAAUACCCUGGAUUGGUGUGGGAAAAUGAGGAAAGAAGUAUUUUUCGUAUUCCUUGGAAACAUGCAGGAAAACAGGAUUAUAACCGAGAAGAGGACGCUGCUCUCUUUAAGGCCUGGGCCCUUUUUAAAGGUAAAUACAGAGAGGGCAUUGAUAAACCAGAUCCUCCAACAUGGAAGACAAGACUGCGCUGUGCCUUAAACAAGAGCAAUGACUUUGAAGAGCUGGUGGAAAGGAGUCAGCUGGAUAUUUCCGACCCAUAUAAGGUGUACAAGAUUAUCCCAGAAGGUUCAAAGAAAGGAUUAAAGCAACAUGGCUCAGAGGAUUCACAGGUCAUUGUGAGCCACCCAUUUCCGGUUCCACCUUCAUACUCUUCUCUGCCCACUCACCCUCAGGUGUCAAACUUCAUCCUACCUCAUGAGCGUAACUGGAGAGACUUUGCACCAGAACAACCACAUCCUGAGCUUCCUUACCAGUGCACUGCUGUCCCCUUUGCAGCACGUAGUCACUUAUGGCAAAAUGCUUCUUGUGAAAAUAAUUACCAAGUAACUGGAUCCUUUUAUGCAUGUACGCCAACGGAAGCACAGACCAUAGAUCCAGGCAUAAGGUCUGGUGAGGCCAUUGCAUUCUCAGAUUGCCGACUGCACAUCAGCUUAUACUAUAGGGAUACCCUUGUUGAAGAAAGAACCACAGUAAGUCAAGAAGGCUGCAGGAUCUCACAUGGACAUUGCUAUGACAUCAGUCGCUUGGAGCAAGUUGUUUUCCCAUAUCCAGAAGACAGCAGCCUGAGGAAGAAUAUAGAAAAAGUACUAAGCCAUCUGGAUAGGGGUGUAAUCCUUUGGCUGGCCCCUGAUGGAAUGUACGCAAGGAGGAUGUGCCAGAGCAGGAUCUACUGGGAGGGACCUUUGUCCAUGUAUAGUGACCGACCAAAUAAAUUAGAACGAGACAUUGCCUGCAAACUAUUUGAUACUCAGCAGUUCUUAUCAGAACUGCAGGCAUAUGCUCUUCAUGGACGUCCUGUGCCAAGAUUUCAGAUUGUUUUAUGUUUCGGGGAAGAAUUCCCAGAUGCACAAAGAGGAAGGAAAUUAAUUACAGCUCAUGUUGAGCCAGUGUUUGCUAGACAACUGGUUGGCUUUGCAGAACAAAAUGGAGGACAUUUUAUGAGAGGAUAUGAUUUCACAGACCAUAUUAGCAGCUCAGAUGAAUAUCACAGGACAGUACGUCAAGCUCCACUGCAGGAAUGAAAUAGAUUGUUUCAGUGGUUAAAAUGUAUUAUACUUCAAAUAUCAUUACACCAAGGGUAAAAACUGUUAAGGGAUCUUUGCACACAGCGCUGGACCUCUCCAUCUUGGACCCCUCCAGGAAGCCAUUGUUAACAGAGGAAACACAUGGAACUUUCCAAACUCUCUGUUGUUUUCAUGAUACCAUCAAUGCAUUGUAGGAAAAUGGGGAGAAAAAUUGAUGUUUUGUGAGAAGUUUGAAAACCUGACAAUCACUAAAUCUGGCACACAAUUUCCUUCAUCCUGAACUAAAAAUACUUUGAUGAGCUGGAAUGUCCAGUUGCAUUAUGGAUUUUAGGGAAUGUUUAAAAAUACCAUGAGCUAGACUUACUUGGUUCUUUAGAAAUUCCCACCUAAACCAGAGGAACUUGAUUGGCACGUGUCUUGUGUUGCAGUUUGGGAAAACUCCUUACAUUACACUGGUUCAUACCCCACACGCACACAUUAAACAAUGUGGGUGACUAUAAAUGGGCUUGAGCAUUUAAUCACUGACAGUAACUAUAGGUUGUGCACAUGUGGUAUGCAAAGUUUUUUUUAGAGAAAAUUCUAGUUAUGGUUCAAAAACUCUGUUAUUUAUGAAGUGCAAAAAACCCGAAAACUGGAAUGUAAAAAUGCAGCAGCUAAAAGUUUGUGAGUUCAUGCAGAAGUCAAUGGGAGUUCCCAGGCAAAGUCAA